AUGGGUUCCUUAAGCACUCGCCGACCGGUGCGAAUUGGCAAUGCCAUGGGCGCUGUCACUGACCUUCCCGAGAACAUGAGCGUCCUUGCUGAACGCAGAGACAUCGACUUCAUCGUCGGUGACUGGAUGUCCGAGUAUAAUAUGUCAUCGCGUGGGUCGCUGAAGGCAGCAAGAACUGGACAAAUCAGUACGGAGUCGGAAGACGCCUUUGAAGUCAACUUUCUGGAAUCCGUGGAGCCGGCGUUGGCCGACAUUGCGCGGAACGGAAUUAAAUUGGCCGUGAAUGCUGGAGCUAGCGACACGGAGAGGUUGCAUGACCGGCUCGUCGAGCUGAUUUCUCAGAAGAAUCUGGACCUGAAGGUCGGUUGGGUGGAGGGCGACGAAGUCUAUGAGGCCAUCUUGAAAUGUCGGAAAGAGGGCUACAAGUUCCGCAACAUCACCACUGGCCAACAACUGGAUUCCUGGGAGUUCGACCCGAUCUAUGCACAAUGCUAUCUAGGUUGCUGGGGUAUUGUCGAAGCCUUCCGCAACGGCGCAGACAUUGUGGUCUGCGGUCGGGUGGCUGAUGCAGCACCGACAAUGGCUGCUGCGGCGUUUUGGCACGGCUGGACGCGUGACUCUUACGCUGAGCUCGCCCAUGCUCUCGUCGCAGGCCACAUGAUUGAGUGCUCAUUCUAUGUUACGGGAGGGAAUUUCACAGGCUUCAAAUCCUUGCGCAGAUCGACCACCCCUCUCCUAAGCCUACCGAUUGCGUCCGUACAGCACGAUGGCACAUUCCACAUAGGAAUGGAGGAUCGUCCAGACCGUGGAGGUGAAGUCUCCCUUGACACAUGUCGGUCACAGCUGCUUUACGAACUUCAGGGGAAACGGUACUACAAUUCAGACGUGGUCGCCAUUCUUGACCAGAUCAAAAUGGAGCAAGCGGCUCCUAAUUCCGUUUACGUUUACAACAUUGGCUUCGAGAAACCGCCCCCUACUACCAAAGUAGGCAUCACUGCAAAGGGGGGAUAUCAGGCAGAGGUUCAUUACUACCUGGCCGGACUGGACAUUGCUCAAAAGGCGAGCAUGCUCGAGGAGCAAUUGCGGUAUUGCUUGGACACGGAGAAGUUUCACACUCUGAAAUUCACGACCACAGGAAGUUGUGCCCAGAAUCCAGGCAGCCAGGAUGCUGCGACAGUUGAUUUGCGCAUCUUUGCGCAGGCACGCACCGAGGAGGCUCUUGCCCCGGCCAAGUUCUUGAAACCGUGCCUAUGUAUUGUCAUGUCGGCCUACCCUGGCGCCACUUUCGGCAUGGAACACAGACCGGGUCUACCCAAGCCGUACUACGAAUACUUCGUCACCACUGUGCCACAAAGUCUGAUCAAGCACGUUGCGCACUUACCUUUUGCGGACAAGUCGAUCGCGAUUGACACUCCGACAGACACCGUGGACUAUGUGCCUGAACAGGAAAUCGAAGAGGCGGUCGACCCAAUGCCACUCGAGAGCUUCGGUCCCACCGUCACACUUCCCUUAGGCACCAUCGUCCAUGCACGAUCCGGCGACAAGGGCUCCGAUGCGAACGUCGGCUUCUUCGUACAUUCCGAGGACGAAUACGAGUGGCUGAGAUCUUUGCUGUCCGUCCAGUGUCUGAAGAGCCUCCUGCAAAACAGCUACAAUGGCAAACGCGUUGAACGCUUCGAGCUGCCUCAUAUCAAAUCCGUUCACUUCCUCCUGAAGGAUCAUCUGGAUCGUGGUGUUGCAGCCAGCUCAUCGUAUGAUGCACUCGGGAAAAACUUGGCUGAGUAUCUACGGGCGAAGCACGUACAGAUCCCCAUGGUCUUCGUGUCUCGAGGAUCGAUAUGACGUUCGUCUUGGGAGCAACGGUGGGGACAUACUGUACUAUAGUCUCAUGGGUGAAUCGUGUAAUUUGGCGCUAAGGUGCCAUUCG
Exophiala xenobiotica is the source of this 1927-nucleotide messenger RNA. RefSeq lists its product as uncharacterized. The coding region runs from base 1 to 1842 and encodes 613 amino acids. Lineage: Eukaryota; Fungi; Ascomycota; Eurotiomycetes; Chaetothyriales; Herpotrichiellaceae. The transcript is spliced from 3 exons. The record is from RefSeq and is a predicted model, not a curated record.